AUGUCUCCAGUUAACAAGCUCUCCGUCUUGGCCUUCGCCUCGACCGUUCUCGCGGUUCCACACGAGGGCCUUGGACAUGGCCAUGUUCACGGCCACCAGCACCUGCAUGAGAGGCAUCUCACCGGUACCGCAGCGCCUUUCCCUUACCCAUCCGCCAACGGAACGAGUGUCUGGGGAACUACAGGCACUGGUGCUCCUACCGGCUCCAGCUCUUCUCAAGCUUUGCCAGAGACAGCCACCGAGCAAACCAUCCAGACUCAGACCGUUUUCCAGACGGUCAGUGCCAACCAGGCCUACCAGUCCAGCGCUGCCGGCGGCGAGGGCGAACAGUGCGGCGUCUCAACUGUUACCAGCACCGAAAAGGUCUACGUGACUGUGACGGGCGGAGAGGCCGCCUCCUCUAGCACCGACGUGUCGCCAGUCGGCAGCUCCUCUGGCCGCCCAACCUCGACCGUCCACAUUACCCAGACCUACCAGUCGCCAGGCGGAUACGGCUCCAGCAGCUCUGAGGCUGCCGCUGCAUCGUCGAGCGCACCGGCCAGCUCUGCUCCAGCAUACUCUGCACCGGCAUCCAGCAGCAGCGAGGCUUCUCCCGAGACGACUUCUCAGGCUUCCGCUCCAGCAUACUCGGCCCCAGCCUCGUCGGCGCCGGCUUCCAGCUCAAGCAGCGAACAGGCUCCUGGGUCGGUUUCGAUCUCCGUCCCGGUGCCAAAGGACAGCGCCCCAGCCUCGUCUUCUAGCGCAGCUGCUGUCCCCACAGCCUACUCUUCCGUUGCCGAUAAGGGUGCCGAAGGUGCGGCUGCUACUGUCACUUCUUCUGCCCCGGCUACUUCGAGCUCUUCGGCUACUUCCAGCUCUGGCAAGCGUGGUCUCGCGUACAACGACGCCAGUCUCCUCGACUGCUUCAGUGGCUCUGAACAGAUCUCGUGGGCGUACAACUGGGAAUCCUCGGCCAAAGGUCUUAACGGCUUCACCUACAUUCCAACUCUUUGGGGCACCUCUCCUACCUACUGCGACUCUUGGAGCGAGAAUGCCAAGUCGGCCAUCAGCAGCGGCUCCACCCAUCUCUUCUCCUUCAACGAGCCAGAUAUCAGCAGCCAGGCUAACCUGUCUCCUGCCGAUGCUGCCACUGGUUACAAGACUCACAUGAACCCAUUCGCUGGCCAAGCUAAGCUCUGCGCUCCAGCCGUCACAAACGGCCCGGCCAGUGAGAACAUGGGUCUCACGUGGCUCAAGCAGUUCCUCAGCGCCUGCACGGAUUGUACGAUCGAUUGUCUCAACAUCCAUUGGUACGACUCAGCCACCAACAUUGACUACUUCAAGCAACAUGUCACGGACGCCAUCAGCUUGGCUGGCGGAAAGCCCGUUUACAUCUCGGAGAUUGGGGCCACGGGUUCGAAUGACCAGAUCAACAGCUUCUUGGAGGAAGUGAUGCCUUGGAUGGACAGCAACGAUGGUGUUGCCGGCUAUGCUUACUACAUGGCUUCCGAGGGUCUCCUCGUCAGUGGCUCUGAGCCGUCGACUUAUGGCAGCACAUACAAGACCUACUCCUCUUAA
Messenger RNA from Zasmidium cellare ATCC 36951, 1557 nucleotides. Its product is annotated as glycoside hydrolase family 128 protein. The transcript has a single exon. Gene Ontology annotation, cellular component: fungal-type cell wall. Gene Ontology annotation, biological process: fungal-type cell wall polysaccharide metabolic process. NCBI's taxonomy places the organism in Eukaryota, Fungi, Ascomycota, Dothideomycetes, Mycosphaerellales, Mycosphaerellaceae. The record is from RefSeq and is a predicted model, not a curated record. Bases 1 to 1557 code for a protein of 518 amino acids.